Messenger RNA from Psilocybe cubensis, 1089 nucleotides. RefSeq lists its product as uncharacterized. The transcript has 5 exons. The record is from RefSeq and is a predicted model, not a curated record. Bases 1 to 1089 code for a protein of 362 amino acids. Lineage: Eukaryota; Fungi; Basidiomycota; Agaricomycetes; Agaricales; Agrocybaceae.
AUGAAAUUCUCAAAAAUACUCGGAGGCCUUCUCUCUCUUGCAAGUGCUGCUCUUGCAGUUCCUACGCCCUCCGGUGGGAUUGGUACCAAUGGAAGCAUACCUUAUUAUCACCCGCUGAGUGAUUUCGACUUCCAAUCUAUUAACUUGGCUCUUAACCAGGAGUGGAUUGAGCUCGACCUGUUUCACUAUGGUCUUGCACGAUUCUCAGUGGAAGAGUUUGAAGCUGCCGGGUUGAACGCUGAAGACCGGUACCUCAUCCAAUUCAUGGCUGAGCAAGAAAAGGGGCAUGCAGAACUUCUCACCAACAUUCUUGGGGCCAAUGCAGCGAAGCAGUGUACUUAUCAGUAUCCGUUCAAUACCGUACGCGAGUACGUCGACUUCUGUCAGAAACUCACGCGCUUCGGUGAAUCUGGUGUGUAUGGUUUCCUGGAGCAUUUGAACUCGCGCGAUGCGGCGCAGUUGUUGCUGCAAUCUAUCACAACGGAGGCGAGGCAGCAAAUGAUUUUCAGACAGUUUGAGGGGUUGUUCCCCAUGCCUGUGUGGUUUGAGACAGGGAUUUCGCAGUCAAUGGCGUGGACACUGCUCGCACCCUACAUUGUCAGCUGCCCUGCUGAAAACCCGCGCAUCGAGUGGACAAACUUCCCUGCCCUGAACAUCAGCAAUAACCCUGAUGCUACUCCUCUGUAUAACACGUCUAUUAUUGGCAAUGACACCACCCCUGCUAUCACCCAUAAUCGCAGCGAUCCCCUCUCCUAUCCUGGGCGAGAAGUUUUCUUGACUUGGGAUGCUCCCGGUCAAAAUGUCAGCUACAACAACAGUUACGUGACGAACACAACAGCAGGUUCUCCAGCGUUUGUCGCCUGGAUUUCCCAGCUCAACGUCACUUACUCGGAGCUCGUCAAUAUCAACGGAAGUAGCGGACAGACCUACCAGCCCGGAGGCAACGUGUUUGGCAACGAUACGGCGCCUAUCAUCAACGGCACUAUGUUUAUCGCCGUCACCGACGCUAAUGUUACCAUCACCCCCUCCAACAUGUCGAUGCUGAAUGACCAUAUUGUCGCGGGCCCUGCUUUGUACCAAUCUGGCUAG